AUGAUAGCAAAGUCUUUUCUUCUAGUUCUCCUGGUGGCUGCUGCCUGUGCCACACCUGUGACCCAGGACAACAGCAUGAUCGGCUACUCUGAUGCGGUGGGCAUGUUCCUGCAAGCCUGGCAGAAGAUCAUUCCUUGCGGCUUUGCUGCAGAGAAUUUGCCAGUGUUGGCUCCAUUGAACAUUGAUUUCUACGCCUUUAACUACAGCAACGGAAACACCAACCUUGUGGGUAAUGUGAGCAACAUUCGCAUCUCUGGCCUAAACAACUUCCAGAUCCUGAGCGGUGGCUAUGACAACAACACUCAGCGUGCCCACUUUGAUGUCAUCUUUCCACAACUGCAAAUCUUGGGUGCCUAUGAGCUAGAGGGUACUUUCGGUGUUGGCGGUCUUCCUUUGCCGGUUCGCCAGAACGUGCUCCUCAAUAAGAAGCUGAUUGAUUGGCGUUUUGUUGGCGAGUAUACAUUUGCUGAGAGUAAUUCCAAUGGACUGCGUAUUAGUGACGUCGAUCUGAAAUACUUUGUUGCUGAUGUUCAGUCCGACCAUUGGGACAAGUAUUUGGAUGUGGCUGCCAAUAACUUUGUGAACAACUUCAUCGAAUCCUUCUCUAUGCUGUUCACCGAGGAGAUCCAGCCUUAUGUGAACACUCUCUUCGGCAUGUUUGUGUUGCCCACGAUCAAUGACUUGAUCUCCGAAUUGGACCUCACUCAGCUGACCAACUAUUUUGUUGCUCAGGCUGAUAUUUGGAACAAUGCUGAUUGCAGUGUUCAGGCCUAA
Messenger RNA from Drosophila nasuta, 774 nucleotides. RefSeq lists its product as uncharacterized. The transcript has a single exon. NCBI's taxonomy places the organism in Eukaryota, Metazoa, Arthropoda, Insecta, Diptera, Drosophilidae. Bases 1 to 774 code for a protein of 257 amino acids. The record is from RefSeq and is a predicted model, not a curated record.